Molecule: messenger RNA, 1030 nt
Organism: Doryrhamphus excisus (bluestripe pipefish)
Lineage: Eukaryota; Metazoa; Chordata; Actinopteri; Syngnathiformes; Syngnathidae
Source: RefSeq, a predicted model, not a curated record
CUGUAAAUAAAUAAAUAAAAUAAAUCAUACUUUGUGAUUCUAUUUAAAGCGGAACCCCUCACUACUCGGGAGAACGCCCUCCGCCAUGACGUCACUCUUCUCGGCUCUUCUGGACUCAGCUGAAGAAGAUGGCGACUUCCUCAGGAGUUAAAAUUCCUCGCAAUUUUCGCUUGUUGGAAGAGCUGGACGAUGGUCAAAAGGGCGACGGUGAUGGCACAGUGAGCUGGGGCCUGGAGAAUGACGAGGACAUGACCUUCACGCUGUGGACCGCCAUGAUCAUCGGACCUGCGAGAGUGGACUCACGUAGCAUACCAGUGUUAGCAAAAUGGCAGAAUUCUUAUACCAUAAAAAUUGUUCUUCAAGAGUUAAGGCGUCUAAUGAUGUCCAAAGAAAAUAUGAAGCUUCCUCAACCUCCAGAAGGACAAACCUACAGCACUUAAUCAUAAUGGAUUGUUUUGAUCCUGUGUUUUAAAAACCUUACUUAGAAAUAUAAUGUCCAAAAAAACAACCAAGAAAAUCAAGAGGCUCACCUUGCACACAAAAAAUGUUGUCUGCAAGAGCAGGAUUGGACUUCAUUACCUGGCUCUUUCAAAAUAAAGCAACCUUGCUUUUCAGUAGGGAGUAUCUACAACAAGAGCAAUUAUGCAGCGUUCAUUUUAACAGCUAUUAUGUGUGAGCCAGCCUGAGUGGGCUUGAUGGGGGUGGAGCAUGACGCCACACACACUGGUAGCAUUGUGUACACCAGAGGGGGCAUGAUGUGUAACUUCUUUAAUUAAAGUCACAAAAGAAGAAGCCAACUUUCUUUUCUUUUUUUUUUUUUUUUUAAACAUACAGGCCGCUCGGUAAUAAAGAACUGUGGCUCUGUAGUCUAAAAGUGUCACAAGGGGAGAUUUUUUUUUUUAAUCUAUAUAUGUAUUUGACACAAUACCAAUGUUUCUGUUCUCAAGCUCUUUGACAUGUAACAGACAUUGAAGCCUGUUCUGCUCUGGAAAAAAAAUAAAGAAGAAAAAACCCUUGCAUUUAGCAUCUA